Owenia fusiformis is the source of this 662-nucleotide messenger RNA. The record is from the annotation of a GenBank genome assembly. NCBI's taxonomy places the organism in Eukaryota, Metazoa, Annelida, Polychaeta, Sabellida, Oweniidae.
UGUCACUAUCUUCAUACAUACAAGUCCACAAUUGGAAUCAAUGAACAUAAAGUGGCUGAUUGAUUGUUAGACAUAAGCAGAUUUGAUUUAACCCAAUGGAAUCGAUUCUUAAUCUGGACUGAGACUAAUAUAGAUCUGGAUGACAAAAACCUAACUGGUUCUUGUUACUGAUGUACUUGUACACAUUCUAGUGCUGUUUAAAGGUCAAGCAAUUGUACAGUGUUGACAGAUCACCAGACCAAAUGGAGGAGUUUAAUCCACACAUUUAUGCUCAGCAAAUCUCCCCUGAUGAGUAUAAGAGGCAAGCCCAGGUAGAGACUGAACAACAAGUAAAACAACUUAGACAAUCUGAUGAGUAUCAACGCUGGAUAAAUACAUGUAGGACGUGUGGUGUUUGUUGGUAUGAAGGAGGUGUGAGUCCAGGAUGCUCUGAAUGUGGGGGACAUCCAAUGACGCGACCAUGUCCAAUCUGUUCAGGAAUGUGCAAUAAAAUAUGGAACAGAGAUACAGAUAUGUCACAUUCCUAUAGCCAAGCACAUUGGGAUGGGGAAUGUGCAUUACCAAUAGAACAGCAACAAGCUCAUAUGCUCAUGGCUCUUACAGGCACAUCUGACAGUAUUACUGAGGCAAUGAAGGACUUAAGCAGUAGUAGUAAUGAUUAA